Aspergillus pseudonomiae is the source of this 1200-nucleotide messenger RNA. Its product is annotated as bile acid:sodium symporter family protein. Lineage: Eukaryota; Fungi; Ascomycota; Eurotiomycetes; Eurotiales; Aspergillaceae. Bases 1 to 1200 code for a protein of 399 amino acids. Gene Ontology annotation, cellular component: plasma membrane. The record is from RefSeq and is a predicted model, not a curated record. The transcript is spliced from 3 exons.
AUGCCGAGCGGACCCCGAACCAACGCCAACGAUAAAAAGAAGCGAUGGAGAUGGGCACUUAGAAUCUGGGACUUAGUGGUUGACCAAUGGUUUCUUAUUGUCAUGGGCAUCCUGAUUGUCUUCGCCUCUCAGGUGCAGGUGCCAAAACCCCAUCAGCCGCUAAAGCAAACCGUUGUCAACUAUGUAGCGGUUUCCAUCAUUUUCUUCAUCAAUGGAUGUACACUUCCUACUCAGGUCCUAGUCGAAAAUCUGAGCCGCUGGAAAGUGCACAUCUUCACUCAAGUGCAAUGUUAUCUCCUGACCUCAUCGAUCAGCUAUGGCGUUGUCAGCGCCUGUGCAACCGACAAGCAUUUUAUGGAUCCGGCACUGUUGAUCGGAAUUAUCAUCCUGGGGUGUCUUCCUACCGCUAUCUCUUUCAACACUAUAAUGACCCGAAAGGCCAACGGAAAUGGAGCCUUGUCCAUCGCGCAGUCGACCAUUGGGAGCCUUCUUGGUCCAUUCCUGACGACAGCUUUAAUAAAGCUCUACACCAGCACUGGCGCCUGGUACACAGAUUUUCUGCCGGAGACCGAAGGAUUCACCGAAACCUAUCGAUAUGUCUUUAAGGAGCUGGGGCUUUCGGUUUUUGCCCCACUGCUGGUCGGGCAAAUCAUAGCUAGCGUGUUUCCACGCCUGGUGAAGACAGUAUUCCUAGAGUGGAAGAUGAGCAAAUUGAGCUCCUUUGCAUUGUUAGUCAUCAUCUGGAGUACUUAUGAUGGCGCAUUCGAGUCCGAUGCGUUUUCCGAAGUUCGAUCGGAUAACAUGGUGUUCGUUGUCUUUAUCUUGAUCGCACUGUUUCUGGUGUGCAUUGCCAUCGCCAUUCUGGUCUCAUGGCUAUGGCUCAGCCGCGAGGACACAAUAGCUGUGGCAUAUCUGGUGCCCACCAAAACGCCGGCGAUGGGUGUGCCAAUAACAACCAUCAUGUUUAUGGGGCUGCCUGAAGCCGCUCAGUCUAGAAUGAAGUUGCCCAUGGUUAUCUAUCAGGGAAUCCAAACAACCCUUAGUAGCCUGUUGACCAUCCCACUGAGGAGAUGGCAAGCUACGGAGUCUGCGCGGCGCCAAUUGGUGCAGGUGGAGACCUUGGAACUAGGCGAUCAGUCUCAGGACACAGGCUCACAUAGGAGACCUGCGAUUAAUAGAUCAGUCAGUACUAUCGCAUGA